AUGGUGCCCCUUAAAAUCUCAAUAACUUUUUUCAUUUUCUUCCAGGUGGCUAUCAAAUACAUUGCCAAGGAGCGAGUCUUGCAGUUCCAUCACAUGAAUGGCACCCUUGUUCCUUUGGAAGUCCUCCUGCUGAAGAAAGUGUCGUCUCCGGGUUGCCGAGGCAUUAUCCGCCUUCUGGAUUGGUUCGAGCAGCCCGACUCCUACUUCAUUGUUAUGGAACGGCCCCCUGCGUCUCGGGACCUGUUCGACGUCAUCACAGACCGUGGGCCGCUCCCGGAGAAUGUGGCUGCGAGCUAUUUCCGACAGGUGGUGGAGGCAGUGCGCCAUUGCCACAUGUGUGGUGUGUUGCACAGAGACAUAAAAGACGAGAACAUUCUUGUAGACCUCCUGCGCCCGACUCCUACUUCAUUGUUAUGGAACGGCCCCCUGCGUCUCGGGACCUGUUCGACGUCAUCACAGACCGUGGGCCGCUCCCGGAGAAUGUGGCUGCGAGCUAUUUCCGACAGGUGGUGGAGGCAGUGCGCCAUUGCCACAUGUGUGGUGUGUUGCACAGAGACAUAA
Messenger RNA from Pogona vitticeps (central bearded dragon), 561 nucleotides. NCBI's taxonomy places the organism in Eukaryota, Metazoa, Chordata, Lepidosauria, Squamata, Agamidae. The record is from RefSeq and is a predicted model, not a curated record.